This is a messenger RNA of Saccostrea cuccullata (small rock oyster), 1634 nucleotides long. Its product is annotated as sodium-dependent lysophosphatidylcholine symporter 1-A-like. Gene Ontology annotation, molecular function: symporter activity. Gene Ontology annotation, cellular component: plasma membrane. Gene Ontology annotation, biological process: carbohydrate transport. The record is from RefSeq and is a predicted model, not a curated record. Lineage: Eukaryota; Metazoa; Mollusca; Bivalvia; Ostreida; Ostreidae.
AUCCUUUUGGCAUCAGAUGAAUACCUCUUAACUGCAUUAUGAUUGUAUUAUUUCUAACCAGAUAAAUGAAGACAUGCACUCUGCUAAUGCAGAUGAAUUAUGGGAAAAGUCACAUGGACUACCAAUUUGGAGGAAAAUCUGUUUUGCAAUUGGUGGAAUCCCAUAUCAAAUUACAAGCACCGUGCUAGGAUUUUUCAUGAGUAUAUUUCUCCUAGAGGUGGCUCAGGUUCAGCCUGCCUAUGUGUCUGUCAUUGUUUUUGGCGGGAAACUCUGGUAUGCCAUGACUGAUCCCAUCUGUGGAUACCUUGUUAACAGGACUAAACCAACCUCAUGGGGCAUAUACAGACCAUGGAUUUUGCUUACGACCCCCUUUGCCUGUGUGACCUAUUUUUGUUUCUGGGCUGUCCCAGACUACAGUGAGGAGGGCAAACUGGUGUGGUACCUGACAUUCUACUGUCUGUUUCAGGGGUUCCUCUCUGGGGUCCAUGUGCCGUACACAUCCAUGACUAUGAGUAUCAGUACCAGUCAGCAAGACAGAGACUCAAUAACAACUUACAGAAUGGUUGCUGAAGCUGGGGUUAUGACUGGGGUGAUCAUUCAAGGUCAUUACAUCAAAAAGCAUAGAACAGCUGGAGCAUGCAAUAAAUUAUCUGGGCCCUUAAAUUCUACAGUGUCAACAAACGACAAUUUAAUAGAGCAGAUAAAUUCAUACCAUGAUGCAUCUGUGACUAUAGUUAGUCUUUAUAUUGCCUGCAUCCUUGUUUGUUUCUAUGGUACAAAGGAACACAAAGUCAAGCAAGUGAUGUCAGGAGAUGGUUUCUUUAAAGGAUUACGGAAAGUAUUGUUCUUCCGACCCUAUCUGAAGUUAUCCAUGUCUGUUUUAUUUUUGUCUGUAGCAAUCUCAAUUACUCAAGGAAACUUGGCUCUAUUCUGUACAUACUCACUUGGCAUGGGCAAAUAUUUCUCCACAUUCAUCACCAUCAUCAUGGCCUCCACAAUCUGUAGUCUACCUGUCUGGCAUUUUAUACAAAUGAAAAUUGGCAAGAAGAGAACCUUUGCCGCUGGAAUGUUGAUGUUCAUCCCUGUUUUGCUGUCACAGCUUUUCCUUCGUGACAGCUUUCUUGUUUACACUAUUAUACUGGUCUUCGCUGGAUUAAGCAUUGCAGUCUCACUUCUUCUACCAUGGUCUAUGCUUCCUGAUGUUAUAGACGAGUUUUAUCUCACACACGGAGAACACAAGGAUGCCAUUUUCUAUUCCUUUUACGUUUUCCUCAACAAACUGGCUACAGGACUAGCAGUGGCCUCUUCUCAGUUUGCUUUAAAGUAUGGUGGAUACCGAGUUGGAGACUGUGAACAACCCCCUGGUGUGGGACUUGCCCUGAGGUAUCUAAUGAUACCGGGCCCCAUUAUAGCUGUGGUGAUUGCUUUAGUGUUCCUCGCUCAGUAUCCAAUCAGAGAUAAGAGAGAUCGACUCAGAUGACAGGAAAUAGUCCGAAAUACCAGUUAAAUAUUCAUUCAAAGUAACUCAGCUCAAUUAGUCUUAAUACUGAUAAUACAGCUGAUAUCAACUCCAGAUUUACUGAAAUAGUCACUGUAAAAAUUUAAGAUGAUUACAAGAAACUGUAUCAUACAGA